Panonychus citri (citrus red mite) is the source of this 1652-nucleotide messenger RNA. RefSeq names its product cyclin-dependent kinase 8-like (gene Cdk8). Lineage: Eukaryota; Metazoa; Arthropoda; Arachnida; Trombidiformes; Tetranychidae. Gene Ontology annotation, biological process: protein phosphorylation. The transcript is spliced from 7 exons. Gene Ontology annotation, cellular component: nucleus; mediator complex. The record is from RefSeq and is a predicted model, not a curated record. Bases 78 to 1409 code for a protein of 443 amino acids. Gene Ontology annotation, molecular function: ATP binding; cyclin-dependent protein serine/threonine kinase activity; RNA polymerase II CTD heptapeptide repeat kinase activity.
ACUUUACUCUUGAUUUUGAUUUGUUUUCAUUUUUAUUUUACUAAUUAAAUGUUUCUCAAUUGUUUUAAUUGCUUGUAAUGGAUUAUGAAUUUAAGAUUAAAUUAACUCAAGAAAGAGCAAAAGUUGAAGAUUUUUUUGAAUAUGAAGGAUGUAAAGUAGGAAGAGGGACUUAUGGUCAUGUAUUCAAAGCUCAUAGGAAAGAUGGGUCUGAUAAUGAAGAUUAUGCUCUUAAACAGAUUGAGGGAACAGGAAUCUCCAUGUCUGCCUGUAGAGAAAUAGCAUUAUUGAGAGAAUUGAAACAUCUAAAUGUAAUUAAUCUUCAACGUGUAUUCCUAUCACAUCAUGACAGAAGAGUUUGGUUACUUUUUGACUAUGCGGAACAUGAUCUUUGGCAUAUAAUCAAAUUCCAUAGAGCAGCUAAAGCCAAUAAGAAAUUAGUUAAUCAUCCCAAAGCAAUGGUUAAAUCACUAUUGUAUCAAAUUCUUGAUGGAAUUCAUUAUCUACACACUAAUUGGGUUCUUCACCGAGAUUUGAAACCAGCAAAUAUUUUGGUCAUGGGAGAAGGACCGGAACGAGGACGUGUUAAAAUCGCUGAUUUGGGAUUUGCUCGACUUUUCAAUGCUCCAUUAAAACCUUUAGCCGAUUUAGAUCCAGUUGUGGUUACCUUUUGGUAUCGUGCUCCUGAACUACUUUUAGGUGCUCGUCAUUAUACCAAAGCAAUAGACAUUUGGGCAAUUGGUUGUAUUUUCGCUGAAUUAUUAACAUCAGAGCCAAUUUUCCAUUGUCGACAAGAAGAUAUUAAAACGAGUAAUCCGUAUCAUCAUGAUCAAUUAGAUAGAAUUUUCAAUGUAAUGGGAUUUCCACAGGAAAAAGAAUGGGAAGACAUAAGAAAAAUGCCAGAAUAUCAAACACUUCAAAGAGAUUUUAAAAGAACCAAUUAUGCCAGUUGUUCACUAGUCAAGUACAUGGAGAAACACAAAAUUAAGCCUGAUAGUCGAGCAUUUUUACUUCUUCAAAAGCUUUUACUCAUGGAUCCAACCAAAAGAAUAACGUCUAGUGUAGCGAUGCAAGAUUCCUAUUUCUCUGAAGAACCACAACCAACCGGAGAUGUUUUCAAUGGUUAUCCUAUUCCUUAUCCUAAACGAGAGUUCCUUAACGAUGAUGACAAUGAAGAGAAACCUGAUAACAAUAAGGCUCAAGCCAAUAAUCAGCAAGCAAAUCAUGGGGAUAAUAAUCAUGGACCACAACCAAAUAAACGCGUUCGUAUGGCGGGUAUGGGUGGACCAGGGGGUCCAGUCCAACAAUCAAAUAUGCCCAACCAGGGGCAUGGAAUGCAAAAUCAACCCAACUUACAAUAUGGAAAUAAUAAUGGUCAACCAAUGAACAAUAAUUUCCAACAAAGAUAUUGAUGAGAGAAAAGUUUUUCUCUUUAUUUUAAUUCCAAAUUAUGUUAAUAACUCAUAAAUAUUUAUAUAUUUCAUCAUAUUGAAAUUACGACCAACGAUUUGGAAAAAAUCAUCGGAUAACCACUAGACACAUUAAUCUAUGGAUUAAAUUUGGUCUCAAUGAAGAAAAUAUUAUCUCUUCAUUAGAGAGAUAUUGUAAAACUACAAAAUUAUUUACACAAUGGAAAAGAAAAAUUUCAACGAAAA